AUGACUUUUCUAGAAUUUUUUCUUCUGGGAAGCAACAACUUUAGUGGAAGUAUUGAGGAAGGAUUAAAAAAUACAUCAAGAUUGUUUUUGGUUGCCUUGGACAUAUCCAACAAUAUGAUAUCAGGUAAAAUUCCUAGUUGGAUUGGAAGUAAAAAAGGCCUUCAAUAUGUCCAAAUGUCAAAAAAUCAUUUUUCAGGUGAACUUCCUGUAGAAAUGUGUUCGCUUUCUCAACUUAUAAUCUUAGAUGUUUCACAAAAUCAAUUGUUUGGUAAAGUACCCUCUUGCUUCAACUCUUCAUCAUUGGUUUUUAUGUACAUGCAAAGGAAUUACCUCUCAGGACCUAUACCACCUGUCUUAUUGUCUAGUGCCUCAAGCUUAAAAAUCCUUGAUCUUAGCUGCAAUCACUUUUCUGGACAUAUUCCUGAAUGGUUCGAGAAUUUUACAAGCUUGCGGGUUCUUUUGUUGAAAGAGAAUGAAUUGGAAGGUCCAAUUCCUCAACAGCUAUGCCAAGUUGAAGCAAUUAGUAUUAUGGAUCUUUCUAGCAAUCGACUCAAUGGAUCAAUACCUUCAUGCUUCAAUAAUAUAAUGUUUGGGAUCAUAAAAGGUAAUCAAACCACUCAAACUUUUAAUCCUCCUGGAGUCAUUACCUUUUCUUCUGAAGAUAGUGAUCCGGAUGCUGGUAAAGAAUAUUGUACCCCCUACACGACAUCAUGUCCUUCAACAACUAUAUUGAUUUUACCUGUCAUUCAAGUGGAAGUGGAUUUUACUACAAAACAUAGGUAUGAGAUUUACAAAGGGAAUGUUCUAAAUUAUAUGUCUGGACUUGAUUUGUCAAAUAACCAACUAAUAGGUGAUAUUCCUCAACAAAUUGGAGACUUGGUACAGAUUCAUGCCUUGAAUUUCUCUAACAAUAAGUUGGUAGGAAAUAUACCAAAAGCAUUAUCCAAUCUCAAACAACUUGAGAGCUUGGAUCUUUCAAAUAACUUAUUGAGUGGAAAUAUUCCUCCCGAACUUGCUACACUCGAUUAUCUAUCUAUCUUCAAUGUGUCGUACAACAAUCUGUCUGGUAUGAUUCCAACAGCACCACACUUCACGUAUCCUCCGAGCAGUUUCUAUGGAAAUCCUAAACUUUGUGGAUCAUAUAUUGAACACAAAUGCUCAAGCCCUGUUUUACCAACAGACAACCAAUAUGAAAAGUUGGAAUUAGAAGUAGAUGAUGGAGGAUUCAUUGAUUUAGAAGCAUUCUUUUGGAGCUUUGCAGCCUCUUAUAUCAUACUACUCUUGGGAUUUGUAGCUGUUCUAUGCAUAAACCCACAAUGGCGACAGAGAUGGUUAUAUUUUAUUGAAGAUUGCUAUUAUUUACUUUUGCAAGCUUACAUAAAAUGUAAAAAUUGA
Molecule: messenger RNA, 1395 nt
Organism: Cucumis melo (muskmelon)
Lineage: Eukaryota; Viridiplantae; Streptophyta; Magnoliopsida; Cucurbitales; Cucurbitaceae
Product: receptor-like protein 13
Exons: 1
Coding region: 1-1395 (464 amino acids)
Molecular function (GO): protein binding
Source: RefSeq, a predicted model, not a curated record